UUUUGUUAUUCACGCAGCUACCAAACAUGCCGAAGGUCCUCUUUCGUCAUUUAAAAUUUUCCUUCUCACUUUCCUAUUUUGCCCUCCGCUCUUCGCUCUUCGCUCUUCGUUCCUCUCUUUUCUCUGACCCUGCACUGCAGAGGCUCUGCAGAGACAGACAGAGACGGAGCGGGAGGGAGGGAGGGAGGGACAGAGCAGUGGUAGAGAGAGGGAGAAGAGGAAAGAGGGAAGCGGAAACCCUAGAAACUCCAUUUUCAUGGAGAAUCUUUCCCACUCGCUCCACAGGAAUCGAGCCUCUGCGACGCUUUCCAGGAAAAUCUACAAUGGCAAUGGCUUCACGGCCAAGACGGUGUACGACGACGUUUUCGGAGGACCGCCGAAGUUCGGAGUCCCCACUUUCUCCCCUCGCGCUGAUGAUUACGGUGAGAUUUUCGGAAGCUUCCGCACCUCGCGAGCCUCGUCCAUUCCAGUCUUGGAUCUUCCCGUCGUCGACGAAGCUGAGGUUUCGUUCGAUGUUCGGAGCUCGAAACUCGAUUACUCUGAAGUUUUCGGCGGUUUCGACGGUUUAGAUUUUGCGGUUUCGUACGAUGAGCUGUUGGAACAACCCAUGGGGGGAGAUGGUUCCUCCGACGAAGCCUGGACUCCAACCGAGUCUGAAUAUCUAUCAGAAGAAUCAGAUCCUUCAGCUUAUGCUGCAAAGAAUCAAUUCUUGUCAAAUGGAGAUGAUCAUCAAUCAUUGGAUGACAUGAAUCAGUUCAACAAUUCAUAUCAUAAAAAUAAUAGAAGAACAAAUGAGGAUUUGUUAAAUGGGAUGACGCACUCAAGCCACCUACAGUCUGUUUUAGUUGAUGAAAACCCUCAUUUGCAGAAGGCAGAAAAGCAGAAACCAUCCUUGAAGGUAACUGAUGAUAUAAAUCUUAGUAUGGAUUUAAAUAGGGGAAUGAUGGGAGGAAAGCAUUUCAGGAAAACAAAGUCACUCCCUCCAAACAAUAGAACUGGUGCACAGACAUUUGGGAGUGGGAGCAAUCCUCAAAAAGGAUAUGAAAAUUAUGGUAUCUGUCCUAAUGAAAUGUUUGUGACUGUAUCUGAAAUCAACCUUAGAACUCGUCCUUCUCAAGUGCCGCCACCAAGAAGACCGCCACCAGCAUUAGAUGUCAAAAAGGAAGAUUCCUGUAGAUUGACUUCAAAUCAAGAAGUUUCCACAAGUCAUGCUUUUGAAGGGACUCCAGGUGAGAGUUCACCACCUUUCUUUGAUGUUGAAGUGGAUGCAAGUUCAUCUGCUUCAGCAUCUGCUGCUGUGAUGAAGGAAGUAAUGGAGAAAGCUCAAGUGAAACUAAGAAGUGCAAAAGAAUUAAUGGCGAGGAAGAAGGAGGCACUUCAAAGUCAUAUUAAGCUGGGAUCAAAGAAUGACAUAAAAGAUGAGGUAAACAUGGGUAAUAUGGCUGAUGGAUUCAACUUUAUGGUAGACGAGAGAGUGCAGCAAACAUGUGAAGGAGAAGAUAAUGGAAUGAAUCUUUUUGUCGAAAAUGAAAAACAAAAGCUUAUGAACACAGUGGAGUUUGUUUCAGAUUCCACAGAAAAUAAAAAGCUUUUGCUUGCAUCUAAACUAUCCAUGGAGAAAAAGCAUGGGAAGGAAUCUUUGGUAUCUAUGGAGUCAUGUAGAUCUGAAGGAACAGGUGAAUGGAAAGAAGCAAAUGAGUUCUAUGAACUGGUAAGAAAAGAUAUAUCAAGGCCAGCAUUUGAGCAGGCAAAUGAAGAAAAGGUUUUGAAGAAAAAUACAAAUGCCCAAGAGUGUGGACAGGAAGCAAAAGCAGCAACAGAAGCAUUGGAGAAGCAAGGAGAAAAUGGUAAACAAAUGGCCAGAGAGAUUGGUGAAUGGGAAGAAAAUAAGAGGGCACUGCAAGCAGGUAAAGAGGCUUGUGAAGAGAAUACGUAUGAGGCAAGAUCAAAGGCAGCUAGAGAGGCCUACCUCUGGGAAGAGCAAAAGAAGAGUGUAAAAAUGGGUAAAGAAGUUUAUGAGCAGGCGGAAAAUGUGAAGAAAUUAAGUGUGGCCCAGGAAUUUGAUAGAUAUCAGGUGAAACUAACUAAAGUCAAUAAGUGGGAAGAGUGGAAAAACCUAAUUGGGAUUCGAGAGAAAGUAAAUGAACUGGAAGUUGAGGAAGCUGUGAAGCACAAGGAUAACAAUCAGAAAAUGAAGCAGGCUACUGAUAGAUUUGAGCAUGAGGAGGCUUGUGAAAGGGUUGAAAUUGAAGAGACACUUGAAGAAACUUUGAAGGGGGAAGAAAAGGAUGGAAGAAUAAACAAGGUUUUUGAGCAAGUUGAAUGUGAGAAAAGAUUGGAGACUCUCAAGAGGGAAGAGAAAGAUAAGAAAUUAAAGGAGGUUCUUGAGUUGGCAGAAAAUAAGAAGAAACAGAAAGUGGCUUGUGAAAGAGAGGAAAAUGAGAAGAGACUAAAGAAGGCUUUUGAGCUUGAGAAGCAUGAGAAUCGAUUCAAGAAGGAUCUUGUACGGGAAGAGAAUGAGAAGAAACAAAAACAGGCUCAUGGAAGAGAAAAUGACAAGAGACUAAAAGAGAGCAUUGAGCAGGCAGAGAAUGAGAAAAGAUUAAAAAAGGCACUCAAGCUGGAAGGAAAUGAGGAGAAAAAAAGUGAUGCCCUCAAAACAGAGGAAAGUGAACACUUAAAAAUGGAUGCUUGUGAAACAAAAUUUACAGAGAAAGAACGGAAAGAGGCCUUUGAAAGAGAAGAUGUUGAAAAGAGACUAAAGGAGGCACGGAUACGAGAAGAAAAUGAGAAAAUAUUACACGAGGCUCAAGAAAUGGAAGAAAAUGAGAAUAGAUCAAGAGAGGCGAAUGAGUGGGAAGAAAUUGGGCAAAGGUCAAAACUGCCUGAUAAGUUGGAAGAAUCUGACAAGGGACUUAAAGGUACUGGCAUGUGGGUGAAACUGAAUGAAGUAAGCAAUGCUCCUGGGCAAACUCAGAAGGAUGAAAAUGAGAAGAGACCAAAAUCAGCUCAUGAAAAUUGUGUGCGCAUGGAGGGAGACAAUGUCGAGGUACCUUAUGAAGCAUAUAACAUAGAGGAGAGUAACAACCUCCAAGAAGCUGAAGUGGCAUGCAAUCAUGAAGGAAACAGUGGAAACCUGGAAGCAAGUCGAACAGCAUUUGCAAAUGAAGAGAAGCAAAAGAUUAGGACUGAAAUCAAAGAUUGUGGAAAGGAAUUGGGAGCAGUUGAAGUUGCAAAAGUGCUCGUUGAUGAAGGAUUCAGGACAUCUGGUUUUGCUCAAACCGACUCAGAACAUAGAGGAAAUCAAAUCAGAAUGAAAGCUGCUGUAGAGUCACAUCAUUCAGAUGAUAGUAUGAAGAGCUCAAGUGAGGCUGGCAUUGGCAUUGGAAGAAUGAAAAAUGAGAGAAGUAAGAAUGUGUUGCCAGUGGCUUCUGAUUCUGGAAAUCUAAAGAAAGUUUCUCAUGGAGGAGAAAGAGGAAAGAAUAUUAAUAGGGCUCAAGUUGUCAGUGAUCAGGACAAGAACAAGGAUAAAUUGAUGUCAACUCAUGAGGUAAAAGAGCAGGUUGAAAUUGGAAGGAGAAUGGAUGCAGUUCAGUCAACUAUGAUGCAAGGGAAAGGAAAUACUGAGAAAACAACUCAGCAGGUUAGCACAAGCCAAAGCACAGAAAGAAAAGAGAAAAUUGAGACAGAAGAAAAAGAUAAAGACUGGGUGAAAAGAGAAAGAGAGUUGGAGCAGGAUUACCUUAGAAAAAUAGAGGAAGAGAGAGAGAGGGAAAGGGAAAGAGAGAAGGAUAGGAUGGGUGUUGAAAUAGGAACUUGUGAAGCUCGAGAAAGGGCUUAUGCUGAAGCUCGUGGAAGGGCAGAAAGGGCUGCUGUUGAUAGAGUGACUGCUGAAGCACGACAAAGAGCAUUGGCAGAGGCACGAGAAAGAUUAGAAAAGGCAUGUGCAGAGGCUAGGGAGAAGUCUUUAGCUGACAAGGCAUCUAUGGAGGCCAGAGCUAAAGCAGAACGUGCUGCAGUGGAAAGAGCAACUGCAGAGGCUCGCGAGCGUGCUGUCGAGAAAGCAAUGGCUGAGAAGGCUGCUUAUGAGGGAAGAGUAAGAGUGGAAAGAUCUAGUGCUGAUAAAUACUCUGCUUCUAUCAGAGAUGAUGGAAUGAGACAGAGCUCUUCAUCCUCAGACUUGCAGAGCUCGGGGUAUUCAUGUGGUUCGAGACAUCUGUAUACCGCAGUUUAUGCCGGAGCUGAUGGUGAAUCUGCUCAGAGAUGUAAAGCUAGAUUAGAAAGGCAUCAGCGAACAGCUGAGCGUGCGGCAAAAGCUCUUGCAGAGAAGAAUAUGCGUGAUCUUCUUGCUCAAAGAGAGCAGGCAGAGAGAAGUAGAUUAGCAGAAACUCUCGAUGCCGAAGUCAAAAGGUGGUCUGGUGGGAAAGAGGGGAAUCUGCGUGCACUGCUUUCAACAUUGCAAUACAUCCUUGGGCCUGAUAGUGGCUGGCAGCCAAUUCCAUUGACAGAUGUUAUUACUGCAGUUGCUGUAAAGAAAGCUUACCGGAAAGCCACCCUUUGUGUUCAUCCUGACAAACUACAACAACGUGGUGCAACUAUUCAGCAGAAGUAUAUAUGUGAAAAGGUUUUUGAUCUUCUAAAGGAAGCUUGGAACAGAUUCAACUCGGAAGAGCGGUAGCCCUGGCUUUUGCGUGUAUGCUGAAGCAUGCACAUUGGUGGUCAUCCUGCGCAUCCUGUUAUUUAAUAUUUUGCCAGUUUGUAAAUAUCUUUUGUCUGUUUAUUUAUGAUUAUAAUUAUAAUUAUUAUUAUUUUUUCUAAAUCAGAUACUUGGGGGCAUCAUUGUAUUUAAAUGUAGGCUCAUGCUGGAAGAACAUUGACCUUAAAUAGAAAAAGGAGGUGAAGUGGCUGGCUCCCGUUAUAAAA
Molecule: messenger RNA, 4923 nt
Organism: Malania oleifera
Lineage: Eukaryota; Viridiplantae; Streptophyta; Magnoliopsida; Santalales; Ximeniaceae
Product: auxilin-like protein 1
Exons: 8
Coding region: 257-4678 (1473 amino acids)
Biological process (GO): clathrin-dependent endocytosis; clathrin coat disassembly
Cellular component (GO): intracellular membrane-bounded organelle; cytoplasm; vesicle
Molecular function (GO): clathrin binding
Source: RefSeq, a predicted model, not a curated record